CAGAAAACAAGCACGGAAUGAUUUCAUUCGUUUGUUAGCGAUAUUUUUUACAACAUUUUUACAAAAUCAAAGACGAAUAUUGUGUUGGAUUACAGACAGUUCGGUCGAAAUGGCUCUUAAAAGUUUAGUGUUUGUGGUCUUGUGUGUGACGGUAAAUAACAAUGUUGUGAACGCAAUAACAAGGGCGAAUCCGACAAGUGCAGCCCUUACGGUGAAUAAUGAAAUAUCCCCGGUUACUAUACAACCGAAUAAAGACCUUAAAAGUGGUGAAUCGAGAUUAUUUAACGAUCCAUUACCAGAGUAUUACAAAGGACCAAUGAGUAGUGCUGAAUUGGAUAGAGAUAGGAACCGAGACAGGUAUGGAUUAAAUCGACCUGAUCCCGUUGAACAUCGUGACGGUGGUGGAUUUGUAACUACAUAUGGAUCGGCAACGUAUGGAAAUAAUCGAUAUACGCCAGCAACAGGAUACGGGAACAGAGAUAGAAUUAGCGUUGGACACUACGGCAAUAGCGGCAGCAAUUACUAUAGUGGAUCAAGCGGAUAUGGCUACGAUAAUCCAAGGGGAUCGUACGGACCGCCACAAGUUGUAGAUUAUCCACGUUAUGGCUAUGGCAGUGGGUACGGCAGUGGAUACGAUAUUCAUGAAAACGCAAAUGGAUUAGAUUGGGGUACAAGCGGUGGAUACGGCGACGGAGUGUACGGAGUUGGAGGAUACGAUGGCAUUAAUAUCGGCGGAAAGCAUAUAUCCAAAGCACAUUUGAUGCCAUUGGCUGGAGCUGCACUGCUAGGAAUUGCAGCGAUUUUAGUCGCCAAUCCGAUGUUAUUACAACUCGGUGUUGUAUCCGGUAAGCGGAAGAGACGUGAUGUUAACGAUGAGAAGAAAAAUUAUUCGCAGCAAUUAGCCUACAGUGGACAUGAUAGACGAUGAAGGAAUGAUUUGCUAGUUUGACGGGAAUGUAACCGCAGUCAAUAUUUAUUUAGUAAUAAAAACAGAAACAGAA
Molecule: messenger RNA, 1001 nt
Organism: Bradysia coprophila
Lineage: Eukaryota; Metazoa; Arthropoda; Insecta; Diptera; Sciaridae
Source: RefSeq, a predicted model, not a curated record